Molecule: messenger RNA, 1868 nt
Organism: Oppia nitens
Lineage: Eukaryota; Metazoa; Arthropoda; Arachnida; Sarcoptiformes; Oppiidae
Gene: SerRS
Product: serine--tRNA ligase, cytoplasmic-like
Exons: 1
Coding region: 330-1817 (495 amino acids)
Biological process (GO): seryl-tRNA aminoacylation
Cellular component (GO): cytosol
Molecular function (GO): ATP binding; tRNA binding; serine-tRNA ligase activity
Source: RefSeq, a predicted model, not a curated record
AAUAUAGGGUUUGGGUUAUCAAUGAAUUGAUUGAUUUUAAAUGACAUACAAUUAAGGGAACAAUUAUUUAGAGUUUAGUAUUGAAAUAAUGUUUGUGUGAAGUGUUAGGUGUUGUAUGUGUUGAGUGUUUGCCGGCAAUCAUAGUAUUGAUUCAACAAUUGAUUGAUUGACGCAUUGUUUCCAAACAUAUGGACACUGAUUGCUGUUAAGACAUAAUCAUUGCAUCACUACUUCAUUACUUACAUAAAAGUGUUAACCAAUUGUCACCCAAUUGUCACCAAAUUGUUAUUUGUUUUAUUUUUUGUUAAUUUUUCAAAACAAUUGUUAAAAUGGUUUUGGAUUUGGAUCUGUUUCGCGAAGACAAAGGCGGUGAUCCCGAGAGAGUUCGCACUAAUGUUCGCAAUCGGUUUGCAGACACCAAGAGUGUGGAUCAAGUGAUUAAUUUGGACAAUGAAUGGCGUAAAACACGCCAUAAUUUGGAUCAACUGAAUAAAGCAAAGAAUAAAAUUUCUAAAGAGUAUGGAAAUCGUAUGAAACAAAUGAAACAAUCGUCUAAAGAGUCUCCCGAAGAACCAUCUAAAACAUCUAUUACUGAUGAAGAAGACAACAAUAAAGGAGUAUUUGAUUUGAAUGAAUUGCUUACUCGAGUCAAUGAGAUUAAUGAAAUCAAUACACUUGAAGACCUCAAACGUAUGAGACAAGAGGUGGAGGAAGGGAUCAUUUCAUUGACCAAUAGAUUGACUAAUUUAGAGACCGAACGCAAUAAUAUUUUACGUGAAAUCGGAAAUCUUGUACAUCCAGACGUUCCCAUCAGUGGUGAUGAGGAUGAAAAUGCUGUCAUCAGGACUUGGGGUCAGUUUAAUAAUAAAGACCAACAACUGGAAGGAGAUCAUAAAUUGUUGUCUCACGUGGACUUAAUACAAAUGAUUGGUGGUAUGGAUGCAGAGCAUGGAUCAGAUAUAUCAGGUUCUCGUGGUUACUUCUUAACUGGUCCGGCCAUUUGGUUACAACAGGCUCUCAUUCAAUAUUCUUUACGAUAUCUCACUGAUCGUGAGUUUCAGCCAUUAUAUACACCUUUUUGGAUGAGAAAGAGUUUAAUGAGUUCUGUGGCUCAGUUGAGCCAAUUUGAUGACGAGCUCUAUAAAGUUAUUUCAAAUAAAGACAGUGAAGACGCUGAGGACAAGUAUUUGAUUGCCACCGCUGAACAACCAAUAGCGGCUUUACACCGAAAUGAAUGGUUGAAUCCAUCACUUUUGCCUCUUAAAUACGCGGGACUUUCAACUUGUUUUCGACAAGAAGUUGGAGCUCAUGGUAGAGAUACUCGAGGAAUAUUUAGAGUCCAUCAGUUCGAGAAAAUUGAACAGUUUAUAGUGUCGGCACCGACUAAGUCUUGGGAUUACUUUCAUGAAAUGAUUCAAAACGCAGAAAAGUUUUACCAAUCUUUAGGCAUUCCCUAUCAAAUUGUAAAUAUAGUUUCGGGUGCUCUUAAUAAUGCCGCUGCCAUGAAGUAUGAUCUCGAGGCGUGGUUUCCAGGCUCUCAAGCCUUUAGAGAAUUGGUUUCUGUUUCCAAUUGUACUGAUUAUCAAUCGAGAAAUCUUCAGAUAAGGUUUGGACAGACAAAAAAAAUGACCGGUCAAGUGGAGUACGUGCAUAUGCUUAAUGGCACGUUAUGUGCCGUCACACGUGCUAUUUGUGUUAUACUAGAAGUCCACCAAACGAAAGAUGGCAUUAAAAUUCCCGAACCUUUGCAAGAGUUUAUGCCACCAAAGUAUAGACAACUGAUUCCUUUCAUAAAUCAAUUGACAACUACUAAAUAAUAAUGAAUUAUUAAUUAUAACAAUUAUUUGAUAUAAAAUUGAAUUUAAAUU